AUGUCGUCAGGAAGGUCCUUCGAGUCGAUGCUGUCCGAUCAAACGGGUCCUUUAAGCCGUCGACUUCGUCGAGAACGCCGCAUCGUGUCGCAAAUCGAAUUUCAGACCAGGUUCGAGGAAAAGGAUAAAGUCGAGCCAUCAGACCCGAAGACUAAAACCACAACUGCACGAGAGGUCCUGGAAGAAAGGGUCCCGGAGACCGUAAGGACUUUUCCCGGUGCCAGGACUAAGAAAAAUCCAGGUCCUGAAUUGUAUGCAACGUCUUCCCUGGACUGGGACUUGGAGUUUCGGAAUCAGGACUCGGAUGAAAAUUAUCCUGGACUAUUUAGCAGACAUGUGGAGGAUCCUAUCUAUGAUCAAAUAGAAGAGCUCGGUCCAACUCGAGCUGAUAAUAUAGAAAAAAUAAGAGACACUCCAAGAAGGUCUUCCACCUCCCAAGAAAAUUCCGCUCGAAAAUCGACAGGUAAAUCUGUAGAUAAAGAAACGGAAAAUACAGAUGACAAAAAACAUUUACUGACAUUAAGGGAUUCAAACGAUAAAAAUUCAUCUCCGGAUAAAAUCGAUUCAGAGUCGAGUAAAAAUGAAAGCGAUGUCUCUCGGGUUUCUCAAGACACGAAAAAUGCCCAAAAGUCAUUUUCUACCAACCUGAUGCCGAAAGUCAAAGGAUUCGUCGAGAAAUUGUCAUCGAACGUCUGGUUGAAGAAAUCGGAUAUUUUCAAUAAACGAAGACAUAAAAAACGAGGCGAAAUUAAACACCGCAGCUCGCAAACUUUGACAUUUGAAAAUAUUUCCAAUUUUUCUGAAGAGAAAGCCAACCCUGAAGAGGUCAAUAAUAAAUCGGACAUAGAGGACGAAGAUGAAAAUGUUCAAAAAAAUUCAGGAAAGAAAAUGUCAACUCCGGUCAACAAGAAUCUUCAAAAUGCUCCAAAAUUUGACUCGUGGGUAAAGGACUUUGACAUUGACGAUUCCAAGUCUAUUAACACUACAGUGUCUUCUGGUCAGGACGAUCGCAUCGACAUUUUCUUCGCUAAGAAAAAUAGCGACUUAUCGAAAAAAUCGACGAUAACCCCCGAAAAUUCUUCGGCAUGUCAAGAUGAAACCGACGAAGACAACGGCUGUUUAUGUUUAAAAAUAUGCCAAUUAUUAGCGCAUAAUAAAUCUGGUAGAAAAAAUUGA
Messenger RNA from Orussus abietinus, 1176 nucleotides. RefSeq lists its product as uncharacterized. The transcript has 4 exons. NCBI's taxonomy places the organism in Eukaryota, Metazoa, Arthropoda, Insecta, Hymenoptera, Orussidae. The record is from RefSeq and is a predicted model, not a curated record. The coding region runs from base 1 to 1176 and encodes 391 amino acids.